Messenger RNA from Frankliniella occidentalis (western flower thrips), 1881 nucleotides. Its product is annotated as RNA-binding protein cabeza. Gene Ontology annotation, biological process: regulation of DNA-templated transcription. Bases 161 to 1621 code for a protein of 486 amino acids. NCBI's taxonomy places the organism in Eukaryota, Metazoa, Arthropoda, Insecta, Thysanoptera, Thripidae. Gene Ontology annotation, cellular component: nucleus. Gene Ontology annotation, molecular function: transcription coregulator activity; RNA binding. The transcript has 9 exons. The record is from RefSeq and is a predicted model, not a curated record.
AAGUUGGUGGUUGAAUCAGGUGCAUGUAGCCAGACGACCGAAAAAGAACAAAAUCCCACAGUAAUGUGAUUUCCUCUCCACUCAUCGUCAUCGUUGAGCUCUGCAGCCCCGAACUUCCGUUCCCGCUCGACGCCAUCAUUUCGUUGUUUGUGAGAGCGAAAUGUACGGGAACUAUGCCGGCGGUGCCGGUGCGUAUGGAGGGUACCAGGGUUAUACUCAAGCUGCUCCAGCCCCUGGUGGAGCUCCCCCAGCGGCGGGUGCUGUAGGAGGUGCAGCGGUUGCUCCGCCCUCUUACCCUGCAGCCCCUUCAGGAUAUGAUGGAGCUGCAUCUGGUUGGCAACAACCUCCUCCUAGUCAGCCCCCAGCUGGAGGUUACCAAGCAGGUGGUUUCUCUGGACCACCUCCGUCCAGCGGGUAUUCUGGAAAUGCUCCAGUAAGUGGAGGUCAAUUCCAGUCAGGCGGCAGUUAUGGCCAACCACCACAGUCAGGUGCUCCUGGUGGAUAUAUGGGUGGCCCUCCUCCCUCUGGUGGCCCUCCACCAUCUAGUGGCUACGGAGGAGCAUCGUCAGGUGGCUACGGAGGUGACAGGGAGCGCGAUAGGAGUGCUGGGAGAUAUGAUGGAGGAAGAGACAGAGGUCGUGAAGACAGAGGUGGCAGAGAGGAUCGAGGCCGUGAUGACCGAAGCAGAGAUGACCGUGGUUAUGGUGGUGGUGGGCCUAGAGGAGGCGGCGGUGGCUUUAACAGUGGCGGCAGAGGUGGUUUUAAUAAAGGCGGCUACGAUGGAGGAUCCCGAGGCGGCGGCGGCGGCGGUGGGGAUAGAGGAUCAGGACGGGAUGACUUCAUUGUCCAAGAAGAUACCAUUUUCAUUUCUGGCAUGUCGCCAUCUUUGUCAGAGGAUGACGUUCGCUCACACUUUGGUGCCAUUGGUGUAAUUAAGAUUGACAAGAAGACUAUGCGACCUAAGAUUUGGAUGUACAAUGACAAGAACACUGGCAAAUCCAAAGGAGAGUGCACAGUGACCUACGACGACGCCGAGGCGGCCCGCUCUGCUAUUCAGUGGUUUGACGGCAAAGACUUUAAAGGCUCCAGCAUUAAAGUGCAGCUGGCCACAAAGAGAGACAACUACGGUAUGAGGGGAGGAGGCCGUGGUGGUGGCGGCGGCCGAGGUUUCGGCCGAGGCGGUGGCGGCGGCGGCGGCUUCGACCGCGGUGGUGACAGAGGUGGAGACCGCGGCGGCUACGGAGAUCGUGGUGGAGACAGGGGUGGCUUCGGCGGACGCGACGGCGGAGACCGCGGUGGCGGCGGCGGUGGUGGCGGCGGCGGCGGAUUCGGCCGCGAGGGCGACUGGAGAUGCACCAACCCCAGCUGUAGCAACACCAACUUCGCCUGGAGACAACAGUGCAAUCGGUGUGGCGAGGACAGGCCAGAGGGAGCCGGCGGUGGUGAACGUGGUGGUGGCGGUGGACGUGGCCGUGGUGGUGACCGAGGUGGAUUCAGAGGAGGAAGGGGUGGCGACAGGGGUGGUUUCCGCGGCCGAGGAGGUGGCGGACCGAUGCGAGGUGGCGGAGGAGGAAUGGGAGGAGACCGAGGGGGAAGGGAUCAUCGUAGUCGUCCGUACUAAUGCGGUGGACCAUCUUCCAGUGUGGUGUCAGGGUUACCAUACCCUUUGUGUGUGUGAUAUGUAUGAAUCGUAAUUAUGCAAAUCCGGAACCAUUUUUUUUUUAAAUCUCAUCAUUGCCCAUGGCAGUUCUGACCCUCUUUGUUACAAAGAGCAAGUGUAUGUAUUGUAAAAGCUUGACAAUUAUGAACAAUUAUCAAGAGCGUAUGAAUCAUUUAUUGUAUGUAUACCACUUAUCAUUUAAUAAAUAUUAAGGACCCAAA